Pogona vitticeps (central bearded dragon) is the source of this 5096-nucleotide messenger RNA. Lineage: Eukaryota; Metazoa; Chordata; Lepidosauria; Squamata; Agamidae. The record is from RefSeq and is a predicted model, not a curated record.
CUCUCUCUCUCUCUUCCCCAGGUCGAGUCCGCCGUCUCCAGGCUUUCCCACCACAGCAUCGCUCAGAACAAAGGAAUUCGGCCAUUUCCUUCAGAGGAGACCACAGAGAAUGAUGACGACGUCUAUCGGAGCCUCGAGGAGCUGGCUGACGAGCACGACCUGGGGGAGGACAUUUACGACUGUGUCCCGUGUGAAGAUGAAGGGGACGACAUCUACGAGGACAUCAUCAAGGUGGAAGUCCAGCAGCCGAUGAUCAGAUACAUGCAGAAAAUGGGCAUGACGGAAGAUGACAAGAGAAACUGCUGUUUGCUGGAAAUUCAGGAAACGGAGGCUAAAUACUACAAGACGUUGGAAGACAUAGAGAAGAACUACAUGAACCCCUUGAGGCUGCUCCUCACGCCGCAAGACAUGGAAGCCAUUUUUAUCAACUUGGAGGACCUUAUCAAAGUGCACUUCAGUUUCCUGAGAGCCAUUGAUGUCUCCAUGAUGUCUGGAGGGGGCAGCUUGGCCAAAGUCUUCCUCGAAUUCAAAGAAAGGCUCUUGAUCUACGGCGAAUACUGCAGCCGCAUGGAGCAUGCGCAGACCACCCUGAACCAGCUCAUGGCCAACCGUGAGGAUGUGCGGCAAAAAGUCGAGGAAUGUACCUUGAAGGUUCAAGACGGGAAGUUCAAGCUGCAGGACCUGCUGGUGGUCCCAAUGCAGCGGGUGCUGAAGUAUCACCUCUUGUUAAAGGUCCCCGUGAGCACAAGGUCCCACUCCACACCAGCCACGGACACCUUUUGCCAGUUCCUCAGUCGGCGCCGGCCAGUGCUGAACGCUGGCACCAUGUGGUUGGUCGGAGCUCAGCGCCACGGCUGCAUUUAUCUCCCUCCAAUAGGUGGGCCUUGUGUCGGUCGGUCGGGCGCCCGGCUUUCGUUCUCCAUCUCGUGCCAGCUGCUGCCGCCCUCCUGUGCCUGCUGGGAGAGUUGCAGCGCCACGGCGGAGGGCCCGGCUGCCCAGCCGUCUCUCUCCUUCCUGAAAGAAGGCUGGAUGGGAGCCUGGGAGAGCCGGCCUCGAUGGGGCUCAGUGCCAGCUGCCAAAGGAGCGGUGCGCCCAGCUGCUGCUGCUGCCGCCACCUGUGGGCAGCGUGACGUGUUUCCUUGUGGGCAGCCACGAGGGCCGUCCACCCACAAUGGCGGCUGGCAUUGUUUCAGUGUCGGCUGCGUCUCUUUUUUUCAGGACUUGGCCAUGUACAUAAAUGAAGUUAAGCGGGACAAAGAGACACUGAAGAAAAUCAGUGAAUUUCAGAGCUCUAUAGAAAACUUGCCAGUGAAACUGGAAGAGUACGGGAGGCCAAAGAUUGAUGGGGAGCUGAAGGUCCGCUCCAUCGUCAACCACACGAAGCAGGACAGGUAUUUGUUUUUAUUUGACAAAGUGGUGAUUGUCUGCAAAAGGAAAGGCUACAGCUACGAGCAGAAGGAGAUCAUUGAGCUGCUCUUCUACAAGAUGACGGACGACCCGACCAACAAUAAGGACAUCAAGAAGUUGCACGGAAAAACGUGGUCGUACGGCUUCUACCUCACCCACCUGCAAGGGAAGCAGGGCUUUCAGUUCUUCUGCAAGACCGAAGAGAUGAAGCGCAAGUGGAUGGAGCAGUUUGACAUGGCCAUGUCCAACAUCAAGCCGGAAAAAGCAACAGCAAACAACCACAACUUCCAAAUGUUUACCUUCGACAAGACCACCAACUGCAAAGCCUGCAAGAUGUUUUUAAGGGGGACUUUCUACCAAGGCUACCAAUGUAUGAAGUGCAAAACCGGCGCCCACAAGGAGUGCCUGGAGAUCAUCCCCCCCUGCAAAAUCAGCUCUCCUGCUGACCAGGAGUCACUCAAUGUAGGUCCCAAAAUGGUGGCGGUCCAGAAUUACCAUGGCAGCCCAGCCCCUCCGGGGAAAUCGGUCCUGACUUUCCAGGCUGGGGAGGUCAUUGAGUUGCUCAGGGGAGACCCAGAGUCGCCGUGGUGGGAGGGGAGGCUCAUCUCGUCCAAGAAAGUGGGUUAUUUCCCCAGCUCUUUGGUGAAGCCGUGCCCUGUGGAUGCCCGGGUAAGGGUGCCACGGGAGCAGCCCUGGUUUGCAGGCAACAUGGAGAGGCAGCAGACGGACAACCUCCUGAAGCUGCACGUCAGCGGGACGUACCUGAUCCGGGAGAGGCCGGCGGAGGCCGAGCGGUUUGCCAUCAGCAUCAAGUUCAACGACGAAGUGAAGCACAUUAAGGUUAUCGAGAAGGACAACUGGAUCUACAUCACGGAAGCCAAAAAGUUCGAGAGCCUCUUGGAACUGGUGGAGUACUACCAGACACAUUCCUUGAAGGAGAGCUUCAAGCAGCUGGACACCCCCCUGAAGUACCCCUACAAGUCCCGGGAACGCUCCACCUCCAGGACCUCGACGCGCUCGCCAGUUUUCACCCCUCGGGUCAUUGGGACGGCGGUGGCCCGGUACAACUUUGCUGCGCGGGACAUGCGGGAGCUCUCCCUGCGAGAAGGAGACGUGGUGAAGAUCUACAGCCGGAUCGGGGGCGACCAGGGCUGGUGGAAGGGAGAGACCAAUGGCAGGAUUGGCUGGUUCCCUUCGACCUACGUGGAGGAAGAGGGGGUGCAGUGACCGCCCUCCGCCUUGAGGGUGCCGCCAUCGGCCGACGCCAGGAAGAGAGGCCUCUGUGGGCGGCAAGUGCCCGCUCUGGAAGGGGCUCCACGUGGAAAGGGACUGACCAACCAGAGACCCGAAACCCCUUCACCCUUGUGGACCUGUUUCUCUGUCUGCAGAAGGACUGGAGGGGGAGAGUGAGCCCCCCAGCCCAGCCCCCCCCAAUCCGGUGCGGAGCCUGGGUACGCCUUGGGUCUUCUGUGGGCCGGAGGGCUGCGGUGGGCUCGGCCCAGGCUCUUGGCUGGCUGGCCUUGGACAGAGCGAUCCACGCCGGCGUUCAGGGAACUUUUCAAGAGGUUGGCCAGAAGGGGAGGUCUAGCGACUGCUCUGCUUACGGAUCGCGCCUGGGCUGCGCCAAAAUGGACCCACAUGCAGGAGGGGGGCGAGAAGGGAGGUGGGGCAGGGGGAGCCUCCUGGCAAAGGGGCCGGGUUGGAUUUGUGCAAGGUGUCACGUACCCUUUGAGGGUGAGAUCCUGGUGCUGUUAACAAUCUGACUAAGAACCUCUCAUGCAGCUUUGACGGCAGUGCCGCGGGGCGGUUCGCGCCGGUGACUCAGGGGCCGACCCCACUGCCCAGGGGAGUGUCACACCCCAGAGAGAGGGGCUCGGACUCCUCUCAGGCCUCCCCAGGCCCUGGGGCUCAGAGGCCCAUCGUGGCAGCUCUGCCCCAGGCCGGAGUUUUGGUGCAAGAAGCAGCCAGGGCGGGCGCGCCUCGGAGGGCCCAAGGCACGUGUCGGCUGCCAUAGGAGCUGUGGGGUGUGCGAAGGGACCGCCACCCCCACCUGCCCCCAGCUUCUGCCCUCAGCCCUGUUUCGGCAGCCCUUUUGCGCGGGCGGAGAGCCGAGGGGAGCUGCCCUUGGACCCCCUGGCGCCCAGAAGCCCCCUCCUGAGUGGCACCGCCUUUGCCUCCCCCUUGCUGGGUCAAGGAGUCCAGAGUGCACCUUUUUUUCCUCGGGGGGGGGCCUCCCGCUUCCUUUGGUGGGUCCCCACAGCCUCUGUGGGAACGCCCGCACCUUGCACAGCUUUUUUUUGGCUUUGAUGCUUCUCCUUUUCCCUGCAUUCCCAGAAGGUGUUUAUUUCCCCUCUCCUCCAUUGGCCACUUUCCUUGCAAAAGUGUGUGUGUGUGGGGGGGAGGGUGUUCAUUUUUCAUGGGGUGCGACUUGUCGGUGGGAUGCGUGGCUGUAUUUUUACACUCCUGCGUGUACACGGUGUGAAGAGGGCCAUUUCCUCGGCCCUGCUGAAGCCCUUUUCUCAAGCAGCCUUGGAGGGCCAUCCGCCUUGGCUCUUCCCCACGAGAGCCCCCAGCCCCCACCAGGCAUCGAACACCAACGUCUGCAGCCUCCAGCCUCGCAAGUAUAGCCUUCCAUGCCCCUGGUGAGGUGCUUUCCUCAACAGGCCCAGCCCUCCUGGAUUGGCGAGCAGGGCGGCCUCCCGGCAGAAGGAACCGCCGUGGCGGCUCACGUUUCCUUUCCCCCACGGCCACUGGUCACCCUCCCACAGGCUGUGGCCAGGGUUUGGCCACCUUCAGAGGAAGACUCCCACCCUGGGUGCUGUGUGGUCCACAUCCAGCUGCUUUCAUUGCCUGCAAGGGUGGGGGGGGGUUUGCACCCCUAGAGGAUCCCCCACCGCAGCUUGGAGGCAAGAUGGGUUUUCAGGAGCCGAAAAGGAGGACCGGGAAGCCCCAGGACAGUCCUUGACCCUCAUCUUGGGUCAGGCUCGCUCUUUCUGGCCUUUCCUCCACCCCACCCCCCUUUUCCUAUGGGAUGCGUGCAUGAGUUAAACAGACUCUUUGCUAAGAAAGAAAGAAAGAAAGAAAGAAAGAAAGAAAGAAAGAAAGAAAGAAAGAAAGAAAGAAAGAAAGAAAGAAAGAUUCAAAGGGGGGACCUGCAAUGCAUCAGAACAGAACCAAAGCCUUACUUCUGAGUCAACCCAGGCGGCGUGAAGUUGCAAACCCUUCCUUUUUUGCUACCUGACAGGGACUUGCUUGAGUUUUUCCCGCCAUUGAUUUCAAACAUGGUUUUUGGGCUUCCCAGUCAGUUUCCAGGCACAAGAACGACCAAAAAAGAGGGGAGGAGACAGGGCUUCCCCCAACACAGCUGUCCUCCCAGCACGCGGAACCUUGCCCUCGGUUUCCCUGUCCACUCUGGCGGAAAAGGGGUGCAGCUGCUCACCCUCCCUUCUGCCCCUGGGUGGAGAGUUUUUUCUUCUUCUUGAUUUGCUUUUGUCAGAUUUCAAAAUACAGUAAAUAAAAGCAGGACACAGAUGGAUUUCACCUACUUGAGUUCAUGCACCUGUCUAUCAUCUUCUGUGACACGCGUCACGGCAAUUGCACAAUUUAAAAAAACCACCUCAGGAAGCACCCGGAUUUACUGCCCAGGACAAAGGCCGAAGGCGGAGACAGUCCGGAAGAGCUCCUUGCAU